GUAGGUGACAGUCUCCCUGAAGUGGAUCUGUUUGAGGAUACCCCAGACAACAAGGUUAACACCAAGGAUGCAUUCACGAAAGGCAAACACAUCAUUUUCGGCGUACCUGGGGCCUUCACACCUGGCUGUUCCAAAACUCAUCUGCCUGGCUAUGUUGAGGAUUCUGAGAAAUUGAAGGCCAAGGGUAUAUCAUCUGUGACCUGUGUGUCUGUUAACGAUCCUUUUGUCAUGCAAGCCUGGGGUGAAAAUCAAAAGGCGGCAGGCAAGGUCAGGAUGUUAGCAGAUACAUGUGGAGACUUCACAAAUAAACUGGGUCUAACCUUGGACGCAGCAGCUAUACUGGGUAAUGCUAGAUGUAAGAGGUUUGCUAUGGUUGUGAAUGACGGGAAGAUUGAGAAGCUGAAUGUGGAACCCGAUGGUACUGGGCUCACCUGCUCUCUGUCUACAAGCCUGUAUGAAGAACUGUAACCGGAUUCUGACAAAGACCUACUUGGUCCUGCAAGGUCUUGAAGGCUCUUGUUUACUUUUAACUCCAUUUGCCAUAGCUUUGCAUUUAUAUUUGUGUGCAGUUGUGUAUUUUAUAGACAUGUCAAACUAAAGAGAACAGUAUUUGUUGGUGUUGGAAUUUAAAAGAAUAUUUGUGAAGGAAAAUUUUCAUUGUUUGAGUAGUUAAUGAAGUAUUGUCUUCAGUUUAUUAGACUGCAUAGCCAAGGUGAGAAGACAAUUAAAGUGUAGCAUACAUUAUUUUGAAUUCACUACAGCUUUUCACAAUUUAUGUGAAGCAUUUAUGUGUUACAGAUAACUGUCAGUAUUAAUAUAGUUAAUAAACAGCAAUAGUACUAGAUUAUUUUUUAUUGUUUGGCUGGAGAGAAGACAGUGCUAUGUAAACACUGGAUAGUGUCACCAAUACUGCAUCUUCAAAGUCCAAGGGUUCUGGAUAUACACCAUGUCACUCCCCUGUAGCCAUGUAAUAAUCAUGAUCAAAUCACUGGUCAGGUGACAGAUAUCAGUCAAAUGAUUAGUCGGGUUUGUUUGAUAUUGAUCCAAUGGCUAAUUGAUACGUCUUUGACUUUGCAGCAUCCAAUGGUACAUCAUAUCAAGUUAGCGAUUUUGUGUGUCCUUGUAAAGGUAUAUUUAUAAUACUUGGAUUUGAGGAUGUGGUGUUGUAUUGAAUAUAUCUAGUCAGUUUUAUACGUAAAUGAUGUUCAUAUUGUGUAAUAAUGGACAAUUUUUGAGAAGUUGGUUAACAAAUUUGCGAUAUCUUAUAUACUCUUCAAACUUAAUUAAUUCUUCAUGGGAAACUUUCUUUGGUCACUGAAAAAAAACAACAACAAACAAACAAAAAAAACCCAGAUCAAAUAUGUAUAAUGUAAGGCCUGUAUUACAUAUUUGUCAGUGACUAUGAAUCUCACUCUCUGUUCAUGUCAAAGAUUAUUGUAAUGCUUUACCAAGUCGACUGACCUCACCAAGUUAUUUUGAUGUUGAUAAACAUGUGUAAAGAUUCUUGAGAAAUGCUGCUAUAAACUAACUACAUUAUUUUGAUAAACCUGUGUCCAGGUUAAGAGUCAGCUGUUAAACUUAUUGGAGUUGUUUUGAUAAACCUGUAUCGAGCGAGGUUUAGAGACAGCUGUUAAACUCAUAGGAGUUAAUUUAGUGUUAAUAAGCCUGUUCUAAGGAACUGCUAUCAGAGAAAUAAAAGUGUAGUUACAAUAAUAUCAAGAUCUAUAUAAUAAUGGUCCUAGAAUUCGAGUGCACGUACUAGGCAGGUUUGCUACUCUCUCCAAAGAAACGUGUUUACAUCUGAGCACAUUUACAAAUAUUUACAUAAGAUGUGGUUAUAAAGCUAAAUUUAUUAUAUACAUUUGUUUGCUUGGUAAAAUCGCGUGUACGCUUGUGUUUAAAAUGUUUGGUUUGAUGUAUAUGUAAUUGGGAUCAUGAGAGGAACAUAGACCUUUGUUGUACACAGUCUUGCUUUUGUAUAAAACGUGAUAUUUUGGUUAUUGUAUCAAUGUUCAGGCAUUAAAACAAUAUGAAGUACACCUAAUAGUCAGUACACAAUUGUCUAAUAAAGGAUAUCCAAAAGUUGCCUCGCUUCAUUGCAUUGAUGACCUAUACACAAGAACGAUAUUAAAAAUAAUCUACAUUUUGUUUUGAAUAAAGACUUCUGGAUGAGUCUAGGUUUUAUCUGUGCUUGGGAAUAUAUACACACAGUCAUGUAGUGUACUGUUUAUAUGUGUGAAAAGAAUAAAAAGAAAAGGAAAUACUCAACUUUC
This is a messenger RNA of Pecten maximus, 2273 nucleotides long. RefSeq names its product peroxiredoxin-5, mitochondrial-like. Gene Ontology annotation, biological process: hydrogen peroxide catabolic process; cell redox homeostasis; cellular response to oxidative stress. Gene Ontology annotation, molecular function: thioredoxin peroxidase activity. Gene Ontology annotation, cellular component: mitochondrion; cytoplasm; peroxisome. Lineage: Eukaryota; Metazoa; Mollusca; Bivalvia; Pectinida; Pectinidae. The record is from RefSeq and is a predicted model, not a curated record.